This is a messenger RNA of Clonostachys byssicola, 1098 nucleotides long. The record is from the annotation of a GenBank genome assembly. Lineage: Eukaryota; Fungi; Ascomycota; Sordariomycetes; Hypocreales; Bionectriaceae.
AUGGCCUCUCAACCUCGCCUCAAGAUCGCCCUGAUCGGCCUUGGCCGCUUAGGCGCCAUCCGUGCACGAAUCCUUGCCUUCCAGCAGCCUCGCAUUGAGCUCGUCGCAGCUUGCGACACGAAGCCGGGCAGUGAUGAGUUUGUGACGCAGAACCUUCCUCCGUCUGUCAAGUACUAUGCCGAUCCUGAGGACUGUAUGAAGAACAGUGGUGCUCAAGCUGUUCUGAUAUCUACUGCUACUGCUACCCAUGCUCCGCUUAUCUGCCUGGCUCUGGAUCUUGGCUUGCAUGUCAUGUGCGAAAAGCCCAUCUCAGUUGAUGUGAUCACCACCGAGGAGGUUUUAGCCAAGGCCAAAUCCAAGCCACAUCUUAAGUUUUUGGUUCCAUUUUGCCGAAGAUACGAUGAUUCAUAUCGUGCUGCCAAGGAGUUGGUCGAGAAGGGCGAGCUGGGGGAGAUUCACGCUGUUGAGACCACUUGCCUUGAUCAACAGGACCCAACUGGCUUUUUCGUUACCUUUUCUGCUCAGUCUGGGGGUAUCUUUGUUGAUAUGGGCGUUCACGACAUUGAUAUUGGCCGAUACUACCUGAAUGUUACUUCUGGCCUGAAGAACCCCAAGAAGCAAGUGAAUCGGGUUAUUGCCAUGGGACAACAGGCUGUCUAUGGCGAACUAGCCAAGUACGGUGACUGCGACAACGGAUGGGCCAUGGUUGAGUUUGCAAACGGCAAAGUCCUGACUUCUCACCUCGGUCGCACACUCACGAACGGUUUUGAGAGCUGCACUCGCGUUUGCGGAACCAAAGCCCACUCUAUCGUAAAUGGGAACUCGACAAUCAACCGCGUAGAGAUCCGCGAUGGCCAUGGCGUGCGGACUGCUACUACUCCAGAUGCUUUCGUCCUUUAUGACAAGUCGUUUAUCAACGACCUCGCCGAGUUCGCCACUGCUGUUCUGGAUGGGAAGCCUCUGACUUGUACGCCCGACGAUGCCUAUGAAGCGGCCAAGAUUGCUACUGCUCUCCAAUACUCUUUCCGAAACGGGGUGCCAGUUUACUUUGAUGAAGAAGGCCAACCCAUUAUGGAGGUUCCCAAGAGCGGUAAUUAA